Molecule: messenger RNA, 4176 nt
Organism: Pezoporus flaviventris
Lineage: Eukaryota; Metazoa; Chordata; Aves; Psittaciformes; Psittacidae
Gene: NECTIN1
Product: nectin cell adhesion molecule 1
Exons: 10
Coding region: 538-2154 (538 amino acids)
Biological process (GO): homophilic cell-cell adhesion; protein localization to cell junction; heterophilic cell-cell adhesion
Cellular component (GO): adherens junction
Source: RefSeq, a predicted model, not a curated record
CGUCGCCUGAGCAGCCCGGCAAGCGGAGGGCAGGCAGCGGGCGGGGGCUGCCGAGCCCCGCCGCUGGAGCCACGGGACCGCCGCGCUGCGAGCGGCGGCUGCAGCCCGCCGAGGGCUCUCCCUCGCUUUUCGCGAUUCCUUUUUCCUGCCCCCCUUCCUCUUCGUUUUCCUUUUUUCCUUCCCUUUUUUAUUCCCCCCCCCUCCCUUCCCUCCCCACCGCAUUUUUCCGCCCGCCCGGCUCUGCGGCCGUGCUCGCUUCCCGGAGGAAGGCACCGCGCUUGCCCCGGCGCCCGAGGACAGGGGCCCCGCGUCCCGCCGAGCCCCAGGGCCCCUGCGGAUGUGCGAAGCUCUCCUCCGGCCGCCGUCCUCCCGCCGGGCGCAGCACCUCUUUGUCCUCCCGCACCUACAGUUUUUCAAUCCUGAUUCCCCUUAAGCAGACCUGAACUUAAACCACCGGGGUCCGGGAGGGGUUUUGCGGGGGGUGGGCCCAGCGGCGCUGCCAGACCGACCCCUGCCCAUUUCUCCUAAGGAACUCUCAUGGCUUCACGGCUGCAGACAAGUUGCCGUGCAUCUCGGUGGACUAUCGGAGUUUGCAUCCUGGCGGCCGCGCUCCUACCAGGGCUGCAAGCUCAGACUGUCUUAGUCAAUGACACAGUCUCGGGGUUUAUCGGAACAGACGUGGUCCUGCACUGCAGCUUCACCAAUCCGCUCCCCAAUGUGAAGAUCACGCAAGUGACGUGGCAGAAAGCCACCAAUGGCACCAAGCAGAAUGUGGCCAUCUACAACCCUGCCAUGGGGGUCUCCAUCCUCUCGCCCUACAAAGAGCGGGUGACUUUCCGGAAUCCAUCCUUCAAAGAUGGCACCAUUCAGCUCUCCCGGCUAGAGCUGGAGGAUGAGGGAGUUUACAUCUGUGAGUUUGCUACCUUCCCAGCCGGCAACCGGGAAAGUCAGCUCAACCUCACUGUGCUGGCCAAGCCCACAAAUUGGAUGGAGGGCACCAAGCGGCCACUUAUUGCUAAGUCUGGCAGGACAGAAAAGAUCUUGGUAGCUACCUGCACCUCCUCUAAUGGGAAGCCUCCCAGCACUGUCACCUGGGACACCAAGCUCAAAGGGGAAGCGGAGUUCGAGGAGAUCCGGAACAGCAAUGGCACCAUCACCGUGAUCAGCCGGUACCGGCUGGUGCCGAGCCGGGAAGCCCACCGCCAGCAGCUCAUGUGUGUGGUCAAUUACCAGCUGGACCGCUUUACCGACAGCAUGACCCUCAACGUGCAGUAUGAGCCAGAAGUCACUAUCGAGGGGUUUGAUGGCAACUGGUUCCUCAAUCGGAAGGAUGUGAAGCUGAUAUGCAAAUCUGAUGCCAACCCCCCAGCUCACACCUAUGAAUGGAAGCUGCCAAAUGGGACUCUGCCAGGGAGCGUGGAAAUCCAGAACAACACCAUCUACUUUAAAGGGCCCGUCUCCUACAGCGUGGCUGGCACCUAUGUCUGUGAGGCCUCCAACGCCAUCGGUACCCGGUCGGGGUUGGUGGAAGUCAAUGUCACAGAUAAGCCACUACCUCAGGGUGCCCCAGGAGGCAUUAUUGGGAUCGUGGGAGGUGUCAUCGCAGCAGUCCUCAUCAUUGGCGUGGCUGUCACCGUAAUUAUUGUCUACAGGAGGCAACAAAAGGACCGCACUGAAACAGACAACGACCUAAUCGACUUGCCUCCAUCCCACAAACCUGCCCCUCCACCAAAGAGGAAACAGGAGAUGAAAAGCCACCUGACUGCAGAAGACAUCCAGGUUGUUCACUUAGACAACAUGAAACACGAGGAGGAAAUCCAGAAACUCCCUCUGCAGACUCCAUACUACGACAUGGCAGCCACCGAGCCCUCUCCCUACACUGACAAACUGAAUGAGGAUCAAGGUCUUCGUAGACGUAACGAGCGAGAGCGGACAAACUUUGGAAAGUGUCACUCAGAGGUAUCGAAUGCGAGUGAUUACCUGACCCGCUGCUACUCACAUGAAGAUCGAUAUCUGGAGAAGAUCCCUCACGUUUACACCCCUAUGUCAGAUCUUCCACAAGAUCUUUAUCCUCAUCAUCCGGACAUCUCCUUCUGCUGCCCACCUCCUGGCUCCCGGGCUCCUUACAUCUGUCCUAAGGAACAGUAUGUUUAAACCAUCAACACUGCAAAAUGAAGAAGCUGAUGUUUCUCACUUCUCCUGGGCCAGUCGCUCAACAACCAAGGCCUUUUAGAUCCCUCCUUUGCCAUCGCUUGUUUCAUUUAUGGCAUUUGAAAUUGGGGUGCGAUUGUAACUGACAUGGUUAGGUUAAGUAUCUGCCUGGCUUGCUUAUGCUCAAGGGAACACUCUGCCAUCGCCCACAUCACAUUCAGUACUUGCAUCUUCCUUUUCUCACCCUGGCCCUCCUGCAUCAAGCUAGCUCUGUGCGUGCAUGUGUGUGUGUGGGUGACAGCUGCCCUGUGUUGGAUGGGAUGUGCCCAACCUGAUUCAAUGCCCGUAGGUUCCCUUGUGCCAGUCUCUGCACUGUUUGCACCAGAGUAGCUGGGUGUGGAUUCUUCACAGCCCUUGUUUCAGCUUGGGUGAAGUUUUACAGCACAGCCAGUGCUAAAUCUGAGGCUGUAGCAGGGCUUUUCCCCCUCCUUUGCAGAAAUUUUUUCCUCCUUGGCAAUGGGGAUAGGAAAUCCCUGUUGUGAAGAGCUAAACAGCCAAGAUUGCUGAACCAAAUAGUAAGAUGCUUAUAAUGAAAGAUGCUCAAAACCGACCUAAGAAUAGAGACAAGGUCUUGGUUUAGGGGUUUUGUUUCUCUCCCUUUUCCCUCCUGCUCCCACUCCCAAUAUCUUGGAUUGGCUCUUUUAAAUCCAGAUGGCAUGGGGAUAUAUUUUGAAGCCAACACAUUUGGAGAAAGCAUCCUUUAAAUAGCCAUCUUAUAACCCAAAACCCAAAGGGAAAAAAAAUAUAGGAAGGAAAACAUUCUCUCUAAUUUUCCUUUUCAAAGCCUAAUGUGACCCCCCACUAGCAUUUCCCCCUCUCUUCCUUGCAUCUGUUGAUUGGAAUUUCAGAAUGAACUCAGGCAGAAUAUAAAGAAUAAAUCACAAUUUCAGGUAAUCCUCUUGCUCUUAAUGAAGGAUCAAAGCCAAGAGCAGAAUCUGGCCUUUUAACUUUUUUCUAAAGCAUCUUGGUUCUUGGGACUACAAAUCUUUUGAUACUGGAAUGUGUGUGAGUGUAUAAACGCAAACGUGUAUAUUCCUGUGACCACAAAGUGUUUUAAAGAAUGGAACUCAUCUCCACCUCACAUUUGUGUUCACUUGUAUUAGAGUAAAAAUAAAUAUAGAUGCACACUUAAAUGUGUAUAAAAGCAAAGAAGAGGAGAAAAGGGCAUUAACAUCCUGUCUGAGAGCUUGGCUUCAAGGAUAACUUUCAUCUGUUUCACCCAGGUAUGGCAUAGAAGAGAUGACGGCUGGGACAGUUCUGAACAAGGGAUAUGCCUUCUUGGCGAAUGGGCAUUUACUUCCCCUUGUCUCAGGUUGGGUAUUUGGCAGUCUGCAGACAUUGCACACUUAAUAUCACUCUGGAAACCAUGAAGAUGUUUGAGCAAAAUGCAUGUGGGAGGGAGAGCUGGGAACCACACCAUUAUCCUGUUGCCCAUACACCGAUAGAGUGUCAGUGCUACCUGCACAAAUAAGAAGGGAGCUACCAAGAAGAUGAAACCUUCCCCAUAAGAGGAGGUAUCACUACUGCAUUGGAUGCUUCCAGCCCAGCUCCUGCUGUGCCACAUGGACUGAGGCACCAUGUUAUUUUUGUAUCUCUAAAUCUAAACAGCUAUAGUUGUUCUAUGCACUUUCUGUGUUCCCAUCAUCUAAAGCAGCCUCAAGACUCACCCUGCUUGACCCUCUUCCUCCACGGAGAAGCACAUCUGUGUUCACACUACCUCAGGGAUUCCCUGCAGGCUAAUAAAUAGAUCUGUAUAUAAGAGAGAUGUUCAUACUUCAGUUAGGCAAUACAGCACUGCAUGAGGAUGACGCCACGUGCAUGGGUCCCUGCAUGGCAUAGAGCACACCCUCGGGGAACCAACCCUCCCUCUUCCCCUGCUUCCCUGGUGCACGUUGCCACUUUGUGCUUUGUGGAGACAGCAUGGAAGCUGGUCGCAGGGACAAGGUUGUUGUCUCUGAGGUGGGA